Messenger RNA from Acanthoscelides obtectus, 5176 nucleotides. NCBI's taxonomy places the organism in Eukaryota, Metazoa, Arthropoda, Insecta, Coleoptera, Chrysomelidae. The record is from the annotation of a GenBank genome assembly.
AGGUAGCCGCCAUUUUGAUGACGGUAGCAUCCACGUAGCAACAGUAAUUUGCGUCAGUUAUAUACGCGAUCUUAGAAAUUACAGUUAGCGUCAGUUAUAUACGCAAAGUUGAUCAGUUACAGUAAGUUAGCGUCAGUUAUAUACGCAAGUUUAGUAAAAAGUUGAAAUCGAUAGUACAGUACAGUUAGUAAAAAUGAGUGAAAUUGUUUCACUAAAAAAUCGUCGAAAGACGUUGAAAGGCCAGUUGACACGCUCAAUAAGGUUUUUUGCCUCAUUAGAUAAGAAUGAGGUAGAUGAUAAUAUAGUACAGGAAGUUUCUAGUAGAUUGUCUAAAGUAGAACCUACAUGGGAAGAAUUUAAUGAAGUUCAAAGUAAAAUUGAGGAGUUGGAAGUUUCGUCAGAUGAUGAUAUUGAAAGAGAACAGUUUGAUGACAAGUAUUUUAAGUUGGUUGGCCAUAUGAAGGCGUUUAUUAAGAAGUUCGAGUAUUCCACUGAUGCAACAAGUAAUGCAUCAAACGGUGGUGCAUCAGGAGUUAAGUCCACCACCGGUUCAGUCAAAAGUAAUGUGCCAAAUGGUGCAUCGGUUGUCAAGUCUACCACUGGCUCAGUUAACAGUAACAGUAGUUCGUCAGUUGUUAGGGUUACAACUAAUCCAGUUAAUGUAGUGAAUAAUAGUACUUUAGUAAAGUUGCCACCUAUUAAAAUACCUACCUUUGACGGUCGUUACCAUAAUUGGUUAGAGUUCAAGGACUCCUUUUUAUCUUUGGUAGAUUGUAAUGAGCAGCUAUCAGAUAUCCAAAAGUUUUAUUAUUUAAAAACCAGUUUAGAGAAAGACGUUUUGGAUACGAUUAAGUUUAUUGAAGUUUCAGCAGAUAAUUAUCGAAGUGCUUGGCAAUUUUUAAUAGAAAGGUAUGAGAAUAAAAGAUUGAUUGUUUUCAAUCAUAUCAAGGCGAUCAUAGAACAUACACCCGUGAAUAAGGAAAAUCACGCGGAUUUAAGAAAUCUUUAUGAUAAUUUCAUGAAACAUCUCAGAUCAUUGAAAAGUCUGGGAGAAAAGACAGACGAGUGGGAUAGCCUUAUUAUAUACAUCAUGAGUACCAAGUUGGACUCGGUUACCAGAAGAGACUGGGAGAAUUUUAAGUAUAAUAGGGAUCUUCCUACAAUGGCGGAUUUGCAUGUAUUUUUAAAGAAAAAGUGUGAAGUUUUAGAAAAAUUGGAGUUAGUAAAGUCAGAUGCUAAACACUUCGAUAGAGGGAAGUCUUACCCUCAUACAAGUAGUAGAAAACCGCAUACGAGUAACAGUUUUGCAGCCACAGAAACUGCGAUUGAGUGCUUUUAUUGUAAAGGUUCUCAUUCGAUAUUUAAGUGUAUAUCCUUUUUAUCACUGCAGGUAAGUGAUAGGAUUGCAGCUGCUAGAAAACUAAAGUUGUGCCUGAAUUGCUUGAGAGAUAACCAUCUGACACGGCAGUGCAGAUUGAGUAACUGCAAAAAUUGUAAAGCGCCACAUAAUGUAUUACUUCACCUUCCGCGGCGAGAAGCGACCGCUGCUGAGCCAAAUCUCCAUCGGACACCGUCGGAACGCUUAGUCACCGGUUCAACGCCGAACGACACAACGCCGCCGCCGGCUUCGAAGUCGUCGCAGACACAUGCGGUGUUGCCGUCGCCUACAGAAGGGUUUACAUCCGCUAAUGUGCGGGCGGAAAAUUCGCAGAUUUUGUUAUCUACAGCAUUAGUGCAGGUGAAGGAUGCAAAAGGGAAUUUUUGUAUCGGUAGAGCGCUCCUGGACUCGGGAAGUCAGAGUAAUUUCGUUUCAGAAAAAUUCUGUAAACGCUUAAACUUGAAAGUGAGUAAAAUAAAUCAUUCUAUCAGGGGUGUGGGACAGACACUCACGAGUAUCACCAGUAAAGUUGACAUAUCCAUUAAGUCAAAUGUUAGAGAGUUUUCCAUGGAUAUUAAUUGUCUGGUUAUUCCUCGCAUAACUGAUAAGCUGCCUAUAGUUUCUUUUGACAGUUCUAGUUUAAAUAUACCGCGAGAUACCGAGUUGGCUGAUCCUCAGUUUAAUAUUUCCGAUGAAGUAGAUAUAUUAUUGGGAUCAGAAGUGUUUUGGUCGGUAAUGGUACCCGGGUUGAAAAAGGGUACUCGGCGACUAGUUUGGUUACAAAAUACGGAAUUAGGAUGGUUAGUUGCUGGCAAUAUUGCUUCAGAAAUAAGUGAUAAUACAGUAAUCAGUUGUUUGAGUAUAAGUAACCGUUCUAAAAUGAAAUGCGUCAAUAGUACGGGAAAUAUAGACAGUAAAUUAGAGAAGUUUUGGCAGCUGGAAGAAGUAGCUAAAGAUAACAUAGUACAGUCCGAAGCGGAUCGUUAUUGUGACGCAUAUUUUAAAAGAACAACAAGGCAAACGGAAAAUGGUCAGUUUAUAGUAAACGUUCCGUUUAAGGAGAGUGUAAAGCAAUUAGGAGAGUCGCGGGAGAUGGCACUUCAGAGAUAUAAGUUUCUAGAAAGAAAGCUAGAUAGAAACUCAAGUUUAAAGUUAGAGUAUAAUGCAUUUAUGAAGGAAUACCUAGAGUUAGGUCAUAUGGAAGAAUUUGAUGAUAGGUUAGAAUUAGAUAGAGGAUAUUAUUUGCCUCAUCAUGCAGUUAUUAAGUCAUCAAGUAUAACUACGAAGUGUAGAGUAGUAUUUGACGCCUCAGCCAAGACUACCUCAGAUUUGUCACUAAAUGACACUCAGUUUGUAGGUCCUAAGCUACAGGAUGAUCUCUUUGAUAUUUUGGUGCGGUUUAGAAAGCAUAAGUUAGUCAUGACAGGUGACGUGUCUAAAAUGUACAGGAGAAUUUGGAUUACUGAAGAGCAGAGGCUAUACCAAAAAAUUAUUUGGCGUUUUGAUUCCACCAAGGAUAUAAAGUGUUACAAGUUGAAAACAGUGACGUACGGCACAGCAUCAGCGCCAUAUCUUGCAGUGAGGUGUCUAUUUGAAGUAGCAAAUAUGCAUGAAAAUGAGUUUCCAGAUGCCCGCAAGGUUAUUAAGCGUGACUUUUAUAUGGAUGAUGUGUUGACUAGUGCAGAAUCUGAGGUGGAUUUAUUGAAAAUUCAAGGAGAGGUAUCGGAUAUUUUAAAUAGUGUUGGUUUGCCAUUAAGAAAAUGGUUGUGUAAUGAUAAAGAAAUAUUAGCUAAGUUUAAAACGCAUGGUGAGAUAGAGGCAAAUAUUUUAGAAAUAGGUGAAGAUGAGCAAAACAAAACACUCGGAGUGUUUUGGAAUUCAUAUAAUGAUGUGAUUCAGUACAAAAUAGAUUUUGAAAUACUAUCAAACCAUCGUAUGACGAAAAGAGGUGUCCUAUCUACAAUAUGUCAGAUAUUCGAUCCUUUAGGUUUAGUAGGUUGCGUUACUAUUGUGGAGAAAUUAUUGAUGCAACAAAUGUGGAUUAGGAAAUUAGAAUGGGAUGAUGAUUUGCCUAGUGAUUUACAAGAUAGUUGGAUUCGUUUUCGCGAAGAUUUGAAGACAAUAACAAAACUUAGUAUCCCACGGCGGGCGGUCUUAUCAGAGUAUAUAAGAAUAGAAAUUCACGGAUUUAGCGACGCAAGUGAGAAGGCUUAUGCAGCCUGUAUAUAUGUUAGAUGCAGUUUUAGCACAAGGGAACCGGUAUCAAAUUUGAUAUGUGCAAAAUCAAGAGUUGCCCCGGUUAAGCAAGUAAGUUUACCACGGUUAGAAUUAUGUGGGGCUGUCUUAUUAGCGAAUUUGCUUAAUAAAGCUAUAAAAAUUUUAGAAAUUGAUUUUGAUCAAUGUUAUUUGUGGUCCGAUUCCAUGAUAACUCUUGCUUGGAUAAGAGGGGAUUCAAAGAGGUGGAAAACCUUCGUAGCCAAUCGCGUAGGUGAAAUUCAGUCACUUACAAGUGUACUAGAUUGGAGACACGUAGAGUCUGCUAAUAACCCGGCAGACUUACUAACUAGAGGAGUAACAGUUAAGUUAUUAUGUGAUUGCGAGUUGUGGUGGCAUGGACCAUCCUUUUUCAAGUUAAAUAACAGUGCGUGGAACAUAGACAAUUUUGAGCUAAAUUUUGAAGUACCGGAACAACGUUCUGUAUCGUUGGCAUCAUGCAUAAUAAAAAACGACUUAUUGGUUAAUCGAUAAGUUUUCGAGUUUGAAUAAAAUUGUAAGGAUUACAGGCUAUGUGCGUAGGUUUAUUGAUAAUUUGAGAUGUCCCAAGUCUGAUAGAAAUUUUGGAAUCUUAACCCCAAUAGAGCUAGAGAACUCUUUAAACCUUUUGAUCACGCUCGUACAAAGAGAUUGUUUUCCAAUAGAGUAUAGAAGCUUAUCAUCUAAUAAAGCGUUGGAAAAUAAAAGUAAGUUGCUUCCUUUGAGACCUUUUUUAGAAAAUGGCGUCAUGCGAGUUGGCGGGAGAUUAAGUAACUCUAAGCAGAAUUUUGAUAAAAAGCAUCCAAUAAUUUUACCCAAGGGUCAUAUAUUAACAGAGUUGAUUUUAAGAGAUGCUCAUGAAACACUAUUACAUUGCGGAGUCCAGACAUUGUUAUGCGCAAUAAGGGAUAAGUUCUGGCCCAUUGGUGGAAGAAAUUCCUGCAAGAAUAUAGUUAGAAAGUGCGUAACUUGUUUUAAGGUGUCACCUAAAGACACAAAUUAUUUGAUGGGUGAUCUUCCCAAUGUGAGAGUCAAUACUUACCUUCCAUUUCAGAACAUUGGCAUAGAUUACGGAGGACCGUUUUUAGUAAAAGACCGUAAGGGUAGGGGCGCAAAAACUAGUAAAGUUUACAUGUGUCUUUUUGUUUGCAUGAGUGUGAAGGCAGUACAUAUAGAGCUGGUUUCAGAUUUGACCACCGAUGCGUUUCUUGCUGCAUUUCAUAGAUUUAGUAGUCGUAGAGGAAAACCAACUCAUGUGUAUUCCGAUAAUGGAACGAAUUUUUUGGGAGCGAAUAAUGCGUUAAAUGAGUUGUUCAAAUUUUUGAAAAGAAAUUCUGAGAAAAUAGGGGAGACGUUAGCCCUUGAGCGUGUCAAUUGGCAUUUUAUACCGGCUAGAAGCCCUAGCUUUGGUGGUCUGUGGGAGGCAGGCAUUAAAAGUGCUAAGCAUCAUAUAAAGCGAGUGAUAGGUAAUCAAAGAUUAACUUUUGAGGAAUUUAGUACGGUGCUGACGCAAAUCGAAAGUAUCCUUAACUCCCGACCACUAUG